UUCCGUUCCAUCAUGAUAUGUGCAGGACAGCUUCUGAUGCAUUUCAUUGCUCAGCCGGCGUCAAGCUGGGGCAGAACUCAAUUUUCUACAAUGAAUAUGCUCAUUUCGACUAUAUUCCCGUUCGUACUUCUCUCGUUUUGCAAAUUAUCAGACGGACAACCUCUGCCAUCUGAUCGCCGGAGAACGGUAGACGAUGCUCUCAUGGAGCAGAGGAUACUUUCGAAUAUCAGGCCUCUGGUGAUGCAACACUGUAGCAGCGAAGCUUCCGCUGACCAACUGUCGGAAAUCCAGGACCUGACCAAGCGUGUUACGGUAAUGGAGAAAUGGGUUUUGUCUCAAAGUAAUCAACGCAUAGACGACUGCAAUGCAACCUUCAACACUUCCGACCGGUACCGAGGUGUGUACGAGGAUCGAUGCUAUUACCUAGUUGGUAAUGGCGAGUCCUGGACCGAAGCUCAGGCUAGGUGUAAAAAACAUGGGACGAACCUCGUGACCGUCACAAACCAGAACCUCGAUUAUUUCCUCUCAGGGAUGUUAAGAUUUCGCGGUUUAUCUAAAUGGUGGAUAGGAGCCAGAAAGACGGGAGACACCUUCAGGUGGGUCACUGAUCGCACUAUCAUCGAUGACUACGACAAAAACUGGGACGGAGGUCAGCCCAGUCGUCGCGAUGGAUUUGAUUGUGUUUAUCGCCAUGGGGCAACAGAAAAAUGGCGUGAUAAUACCUGCACAACAGACGAAGCUGAAAUUACUUCUGUCUGCCAAAGUUAGUAUUGGUUAUAUCAUAAGAACCGGGCAAUAUGUCAGUUGUUGUACGUGAGGGGAGGGAGGGGCUACUUCUCAAUCGCGUAGCGCGAGAGAUGUAAGCCCCGCCCCUCGAGUACGAUAACUGACAAAUUGCGAGGUCUAUGAUGUAACCGACUUGUUGCAUAAAGUGUCACGCGACCAUUGUUUUAGUAAAAGUUUGACAUUUUCUCUAAAAUAUCACAACAUGUCGGACUGCGUCCUAACCCAAGGCCAGUAUUUUUUUCACCCGAUGCAUCUGAUCUCUCAUACACGGAUUGAAAGUGACCUAGAAAGUAUUACUAAAACUGUAUCGGAAACUUUUUAUAUCUGCGGUCAAAGUUGACCAGGAAAUGCCCGUUAUAAAGACCCUGUUAGAAGUAAGGACCCGAAGGAGAAAUGGUAAAAAAAUGUGGUCGUUACAUGUGAAAAUUAUAUUAAUUUUUAUAUGAAACCUACAGAUGUAACGACAAGGUUCCACUGUAACGUGUCAUUCCAUCACAACACGAAUUUAUAAUAAUCUUAUUCCGUGUUACAUGUUACAAAAUGAAAACAAAAGGUUCGUUCGCGGACUCUGUAAAGGUGAAUUCUGUUCGUUCAGUUUUUGUAACAAUUUUGCUGAAUAAAAAAAUAUUACUACUUUC
Mizuhopecten yessoensis (Yesso scallop) is the source of this 1424-nucleotide messenger RNA. Its product is annotated as lithostathine-like. The coding region runs from base 13 to 768 and encodes 251 amino acids. The transcript is spliced from 5 exons. Gene Ontology annotation, molecular function: signaling receptor activity. The record is from RefSeq and is a predicted model, not a curated record. NCBI's taxonomy places the organism in Eukaryota, Metazoa, Mollusca, Bivalvia, Pectinida, Pectinidae.